Molecule: messenger RNA, 2886 nt
Organism: Fomitopsis serialis
Lineage: Eukaryota; Fungi; Basidiomycota; Agaricomycetes; Polyporales; Fomitopsidaceae
Exons: 4
Coding region: 139-2679 (846 amino acids)
Biological process (GO): protein phosphorylation
Molecular function (GO): protein kinase activity
Source: RefSeq, a predicted model, not a curated record
GACACAAGAUCUGUGACUCCGCCAAACGACCCGACCAACGCGUCGCACUUGGCUGACGUGUCGGGAUCCACGCCUGUUGCCCACAAAUCAUCCACCGCACGCCCCAACUCCUUACAUCCAAUUGGGGGCACCGAGUUUAUGCCCAAGAUUCGUCGUGAUAACGCCUUCGAGAUGGAGCGCAGGAUUGUACAGGUUAGCCUGGAGACGUUUAUGCAGACGUUCGUGCCCGGAGCGGACCUUCCCCCCGAUGCUGUCGUGGAGGACUUCGACCCCGUUCAAUUUAAGGGUAAAGAGGAACCCAUGUACGACGAGCUGUGCAAGGUGGCGAACUCGGUCUUCGACCACGUCCCCAUCAAAGCCGGUGUCCCGAGGCUGGUAGCGAAGAACACGAGCGUCUGGCCCGAUCCUACGGACAAGGGCGACUUUGAGGAGAACACGAAGCCUGACGUGACCGUCUAUCCCGAACACGACGACGCGAAGCGCGCAUAUACGAUCGAGGCGUCAGCACUCAGGGGGAAGUCGGCGAACAGAACCAAACACUGUCGAGAGAAGGAGGCUAGGACGUCGUGGUUGUGGGCAAGCCUUUGUAUCGAAGCGAAGGUUCACACAACCGACUCUCCGUUCGAGGUGCCGGCAGCCAUGAAGAGGGGUAGGGCCGGGAAGACCGGAGCACGUACGGGAGCUACGCCUGACGAAGCAGGGUCGGGACGAUCAGGCCGGGCGAAGGUUUCUACCCCGUCGGCGACUGUCUCUGAGUCUGUCCCAGCAGCAUCGUCGGCUUCUACCCCGGGCCCCGCUGCUCCGGGGGCGAGCAGCACCGCCGCGCCGUCUUUCCUGUGUCUGGACAAUGAGGGCGCCAGGCAGACAAUGGGCCAGAUGUGUCAGCAAGUCUCGAAGAUCCUGCGAAGGCAGUUCCUGUCCUGCCUGUUCACGGUAUUUACCUGUCGUGACUAUGCGUGGCUACUCUACUGGGACCGCGCGGGGCUGGUUGUUUCGAAGCCGUUCAACUUCGUGCAGCAGCCACGCCUCUUCCACAACUUCUUCUAUCGGUUUGCCUGUAUGACCGACAUGCAGAGAGGCUUCGACCCGACGGUGACGCGGGCGACCGAGGAGGACGUUGAGCUGAUGCGCAGCCACAACAAGUUCGACUCUGACUGGCAUGAGGCCCAGUUUAAGGCCUCGUUGGCACCGGGCUGGCCGAUCUACGAGGUCUCCGUUCCUGAAAAACACAUGAUCUCGGCAGAUGAGCUUGAGGCGGGCGAGAAAGCGCAGCGGGACGUUUCCCGGCCGGACAAUGAACGCAAGCCUGAGCGGAAGUUCCUCGUCGGGAAGCCGUACUUCAUGAGUAGCUCGCCCACUGGAGGAGGAACCAGGGGAUAUAUCGCGUAUGACGUCGCCGAACAUCGACUGGUCUUCUUCAAGGAGUAUUGGCGCGUGGACGAGCCGACCUAUCAUCCGGAAGGGGAUGUUUACCUGCGGUUGCAUAAACAUAAGGUGAAGUACAUAGCGACCCCAGUCGCCGCGGGCGACGUUCGCGAUGCGACCGGCGAAGCUCGCUCUACUCGCGCGCAAGACUUCCUCGAAGACUCGCCGCCCAAGCUCAUCCAGUAUCGCAUCUUCUUGGAAGAGAUCGGUAAACCGCUCAAAGAAUACAGGACUUCUCGCGAGUUAGCGGCCGCUAUGUACUGCUGUUUGACAGCGCAUCAACAAGCCUGGGAAAACGCCGAAGUCUUGCACCGUGACAUAAGCAGCGAGAAUCUGCUGCUACUCUGUGUUAUCCACAAAGGCAAGGUUGUUGGAUGGAUCGGUAUAUUGGUCGACUGGGGUUUGUGCAAGUACAAGGAUGAGUUAGUAAUACGGAGUGUGUUGAAGACCCGUUCAGGCACAUGGCAGUUCAUCUCCGCUGUCUUGCUGGCAUUCCCGGGACACUUUACGCACGCAGUGUGGCACGAUCUCGAGUCCUUCAUUCACGUCCUUCAUUGGAUGUGUGCGCGAUUCCAUCAAACAAACUAUUCGGACAACAUGGAAAGAUUGCGCCAGCGCGUCAGCAUCAUCUACGACGCAUCGUACUCAUCGCUCACUGACGGUAUCUUCCGUGGGGGCGACACGAAGCUCGAUAUCAUGCAAACAGGAAAGAUUCCGUUCGAGCUCGUCGGAGGAUCUGCUGGCCUGUCAACGCCUGGUCUGCAUCGGCUCUUGACUGAACUCGCGGAGCUUUACAAGUUGCACUACAAGUGGCUGACGCCUCAGCUGCCGACUCGGACGUCGCAACCGGACGUUGCACUCUCCGUGCCGCCCUCCGUCGAUUCGGAGGAACUCGACCCAGGCCUCAAUCUCAUUCCAGUUCCGGCUGAAGAGUUGACCGGGCCUCUGCUACAAGCGGUGGUUGAAGAAGUACCGAAGAACUCUGUUCUCAAGGAUCACAUGCAGAUUAAGAAGGCAUUCGCGCCAGCGGCGAGUAACGAUCGACAGUGGACUCCAGAUACCAAGGUCGGGGACAACUUCGCCCACUUCAACACGGCCAUGUGUCAACAGAGCAGGGUGUCAAGGGAGUCUGUCAAGAGGUCCGCGGACAAUUCUGUGGAUGACAGACCCGACAAGCGUGUAAGGAGUGACAGCAGCGUGUCUGUGUCGACCACUCCGUUGUUGGGCUCGAUAGUUGAGAAUGUCGAUGGCUGAGGUUGAACGGGGCCGCUUUUCGCGUCGAGGAUUGGGUUGUCAGCUCGGAUAUCCGACGUCCGUAUGUACUCAUAAGUAUCGUGUCAGUUGGUUUUGUCUGUCUGUGUAUACGUAGGAUUGUCAUUUUGUUAGUUGACUAGGCACCGUGUACGUUCGGCAGCAUGCACGUUCGUAAUGUCAAAUGUAUGUGGUUCAUGUGUACUGUGA